Messenger RNA from Acanthosepion pharaonis, 1167 nucleotides. NCBI's taxonomy places the organism in Eukaryota, Metazoa, Mollusca, Cephalopoda, Sepiida, Sepiidae. The record is from the annotation of a GenBank genome assembly.
AUGGCCCGGCACGUUCAGGCGACGCACGUCCGGCUUUCAGCGACAAGCGCUCAUUCAGGACGUCAUUCGUUACGGGACUACGGCCAUCGUAAUGCGCAUUACGAUCGGGAGCAGCGGAGGCCUACACUUUCCCUUCCAGGGACUUUCGCACGUGGUGCCAUAAAGCGCAGUGCGGAUCCGGCUAACACAAUAGGCCGUCGAAUCGCUCUUGCACCCAGAGUACCGCUUCGCCUACCAUUCGCCCGUCGUCGUCGUGUCGUCACGGCGCCCUUCCGCCCGCCACCGGCCCCGUCCGGCCGCUCUCCUUUCGUCUUUAGAACGAAUGCGGUUCGUAAUUUCGCCGAACGGCCUGCCGGCGACGACGCCGUCCGGCUUGCAAACGAAGGCCGCUCUGUAGACUACCACUUCCCUUUGGCGCAUUCGGAGGCCAUCACGGACGGCACCGGAACUGCCCGGUUGGGUCCGCUACGUAACAGGCCUGACAAAAGUACGCAAUGCUCGAGUCUGUUGCAGUCCUUCGUUCGCGGACGCCGUACUCCCGAAAUGCGCAUUACGAGUAAAAUGCGCGAGUCCGUUGCAGUCCUUCGUUCGCGGUCGCCGUACGCCCGAAAUGCGCAUUACGAGUUAAAUGCGCGAGUCCGUUGCAGUCCUUCGUUCGCGGUCGCCGUACGCCCGAAACGCACAUUACGAGUUAAAAGCGCGAGUCCGUUGCAGUUCUUCGUCCGCGGACACCUCCUUCGUUCGCGGACGCCGUACGCACGAAACGCGCAUUACGAGUUAAAAGCGCGAGUCCGUUGUAGUCCUUCGUCCGCGGUCGCCUCAGUUGCAGUCCUUCGUCCGCGGUCGCCGUACUCCCGAAAUGCGCAUUACGAGGUAAAUGCGCUAGUCAGUUGCAGUCCUUCGUCCGCGGUCGCCGUUCGCGGUCCCGUACUCCCGCAAUGCGCAUUACGAGGUAAAUGCGCGAGUCCGUUGCAGUCCUUCGUUCGCGGUCGCCGUAGUCCUUCGUCCGGUCGAAAUGCGCAUUACGAGGUAAAUGCGCGAGUCCGUUGCAGUCCUUCGUUCGCGGUCGCCGUACUCCCGAAAUGCGCAUUACGAGGUAAAUGCGCGAGUCCGUUGCAGUCCUUCGUUCGCGGUCGCCGUACUCCCGAAAUGCGCAUUACGAGGUAA